Molecule: messenger RNA, 4018 nt
Organism: Acanthaster planci (crown-of-thorns starfish)
Lineage: Eukaryota; Metazoa; Echinodermata; Asteroidea; Valvatida; Acanthasteridae
Gene: bmpr2
Product: bone morphogenetic protein receptor type 2
Biological process (GO): cellular response to growth factor stimulus; BMP signaling pathway; protein phosphorylation
Cellular component (GO): signaling receptor complex; plasma membrane
Molecular function (GO): transforming growth factor beta receptor activity; ATP binding
Source: RefSeq, a predicted model, not a curated record
CAUUAACUGCGUAAUGCGGUGCAUAGACUUCUUUCGAGUCGAGCAAUAUGUCAAGUAAGUCUUGCUCCCUCCCACCUAUUAACGUGCUGGAAGUAUACCCAUUUGCUGAGGAAACUGACUAACGGAAUUUCGUGUCUACCCGGUACCCAGCAAGGUAGAAAGGUUCAUAAGACCUACACUACAGUGUUUGCUAGGUCGUACGUGUCGUGACAGAGAUGUUCGUGGAAAUACUGAUGUUUCUAUGAGCGUGGGCUUUAAUUCGCACGUUAAUUUUCGUCACAUUGAAAAUGGAGAUCAAAUCGAUGUAAGAUGAAUUCACACAAAGGUGCUGGGAUGAAAAGCGGUGACCGCGACAGCAGUUCUCGCGCAUGCUGAAACAGUAUCACUAUCGCUGUAGAAUCCUGUGCGAUGCACCAGACAUGUCGACAGUGCAUACGCCACGGUACUGUACCUUUUGCAACUUGUGCAAGGCAAUGACCACGAUGGCCUACGGGAGCCUGCAUACAGCAUAGUACACGUACUUGCAGGUGAUGAGUAACCAUCUAACACAGCUAAAGUGAAAUGGCUAUUUUUGGUCCUGUUCUGUUCUCCACUCUAACAUUUGGGUUGCUCCUCUCCCAAGCCUCGGGCUACAUUUGUGUCUACAGGAAUGAGAAAUUGAGUCCUGUUGAAGGAAUUGAGGUCGAUGAGGUCAGUGGCAUUGUGCUGCCAGACAACAAGAGCAUCUUGUGCAAUGGCAGGCUUGACUCGUGCUUCUCCUUGUGGUAUACCAGACCUAGCAACGGUGAGAUCGUUGUAACCAAACAAGGCUGCUGGAGGUUUGAAUCAACGGAGCAUGACUGUAAGGAGGAUGAGUGUAAUUCGUCCAUGCCACCCAUUGACUCCAUUCAACGAGCCCAUAAUGUCAGCAGCCAGUUCUGCUGCUGUAAGGGAGACUUCUGUAAUGCCAACGUGAGCAGCAGCUACGUACCCGUCCCGCACACGAAGCCCAUGCCCAUCAGACCGGACGGCAUAGUAACAUCACCACCCCAAAACAGUGAAAGCUGGACGACCAUCAUAGUGGUCAUGGUCUGCAUUUUCUGUCUCUGCGUUGCUGUUCCUGUGGUCUUCUUGGCCUGCCGGAUCUACCGUGCCCGCACCCUGAAGGCCCGGAUGGACCACCUGGGCAUGCUGGAGGCCGCCCCACCCGAGCCCAGCGUUGACCUGGACCAGGUGAAGGUCCUGAACCUCAUCGGGCAGGGCCGGUACUGCAACUGUUACCGAGGCAUGCUGGAGGAGCAUGAGGUGGCCGUCAAGAUCUUUGCGGGCGCCUCACGCCAGUGCUACCUGAACGAGGUGGAGAUUUACAGCCUGGCCCACAUCGAGCACCCCAACAUCCUUAAGUUUGUGGGGAGCUGCGAGCGGAUGGGGCAGGACAAUUGGCCGGAGUACCUACUUGUGGUGGAGUACAUGACCCAUGGCUCGCUGAUGAACUACCUGAAGGAGAACACCUAUGACUGGCUGGCCAUGUGUCGCCUGAGUCAGACGGCAGCUGCCGGCUUGGCUCACCUUCAUCAGUCUCUGGAUAAAGGAGGCUCCUCCCGGCCGGCGAUUGUCCACAGGGACAUUAACAGCAGGAACAUUCUGGUCAAGUCAGACCUGACCUGCGUCAUUGGCGACUUUGGCUUCGCUAUGAAAGUGUUUGGCUCGUCCGUGGUGCGAGAUGGAGAUGAGGACAACAGCACCAUCACUGAUGUCGGCACAGUGCGCUACAUGUCCCCAGAGGUCCUCGAUGGUGCCGUAAACCUACGUGACUGUGAGUCAGCCCUGAAGCAGGUGGACAUCUAUGCCCUGGGUCUGGUCCUGUGGGAGAUUGGGACAAGAUGCAGCGAUCUGUAUCCAGGUGGCAACGUACCACCUUACAAACUUCCAUUUGCCGAUGAGCUUUGCCAACAUCCAACAUUUGAGGAUAUGCAGGUUCAUGUGUCCAGAGGGAGGAAACGGCCUGCUUUCCCUGAUGCUUGGAAGGAGAACAACCAGGCUCUACGGUCCUUGAAAGAGACCAUCGAAGAUUGUUGGGAUCAUGACUCUGAGGCUCGGCUGACUGCGCUCUGUGUGGAGGAACGCAUCAUCGAGCUGAUGGUGCUUUGGAAUAAACAUCGCACAGUCAGCCCCACCAUUAACGCCACCUCUGAGGGCACCACUGUGGCCACCCUGACCCAGACACGCGUCCAACCAGACUACAGUCCGGGGAUGACCACCACCACGGUGGACUCCGCUGCUGCUGCCUCCCACCACGGUCAGUCCCAGCCCCAACAUACUCUCCCCCAAUGUGAUCCGGCCACCACACUGGAGGGGUCGGAGGGCUUCUUUGGGUCACGCUGUGCUCCAACAGGCUCUGUAGUUGAGAAGAACGAGCGCCAGAGGCUUCUGUCGCCAGACACCAUCAGCACCAGCCUCUCUGCUCAGUCGGAUCUCAACUUGAUCGACCUGUCAUCCAUAGCACCCAGUGUGGACCCCAAAAACUUGCACUAUUCAGAUGAGAACAUUGAGAGGUACACAUCCGAUCUGAAGUACAGUCGGCCGUACAGCACGCCCACUGAGAGCUCUGAGGGGUAUGGGUACAGUGAGCCCAACACCUCCCCAAGCAAGCCCCUUGUUAUGCAUGAGAUGAGGCCUAGCCUUGCUGGGGACCAGAUGACUGAUAAUCUGGGAGUGUGGAGCCGGCGGCACAAUCUCCACCGGCCCACCAGCUUGCCAGUCUGGGGUCAGAUGACUGUCAACGAGGCCAGGGCACGCUCUCAUCCUGGUCACAGCCUGACCGAAUUGGGAGGCGAGCAGCGACCAGCCAAGCCCAACGUCAAUAAGCAGUGGCAGCAAGCCCUGGUGGAGCAAGCUCCUGUCAUGAGUCCCAAGCAGAAUCUCUCUCCAAGGGAAGGUGAUGCAUUGAUAUCCGACAACUUGUCCUCCAGCAACGGAUCUUGCAGCAGUCUCCAUUCCACACUGUCCGAGGGGUCAGCCAACAGCUGCGAGUCAGACCACAGCCGCCGCCCAAACACCCUUCCUCUUCCCUCCAACAGCCACGGCUCCAAGAAGAAGCUGGUGGCUGUGUACAUCCCUGAUUCAGGCCCCACAACUAAGGUCCAAACGGGCAUCGCCAAAAUGGACAGUGUCAACACCCAGUGCCACCCGGUCAAAGUGGCAACUAACGCCACACACUGCAAGAGCAAACCUGGGGAAAGCAGGGCCACCUCCAGGGCCCGGGUGCAGCCCUCUGAUGCUAACCCAUCCAACACCAGACCCUUGUCCUGGUCAGUGGGCGACAAAUCAAACGAGGAGUCAGACUCAGGCAGUCUCCUAAAUGGAAACUCCAAAUCGAAAGACUGCGAAUUGUCCACUGAUUCCAAGAAGAGCAAGAGGAAGGUCACACCUUACAGGAUACCGGGCACCAAAAAACUUUCGGUCUACAACGGCCAGAACCGUGGCAGCGUGUCUUCUGAAGAAGCAAGCUCCCCAGAAUCCGGCCAUACCAGUGACUCGUCAGAGAGCAGUGCCAACAACAACUCAGGUGACCAGUGCAACGGCAUUCGCUUGUUAACACAGAAUGGCCAUGCCUUGCAGCCCGGCGGUAAGCCGGUCACCAAUGGUGUGACAUCCAGGCAUUUGGUUCCUGCUGCAGAUAGUACCUUCCAGCUGGGCGGAGACAGCACACAGUAUGUGGGGUCAGGCAAGACUGGAGUAGAGAAUGGCCCGAGGGCCAACUACCAAGUGUCUUGUGUAUAAAUCAAGGCACGGAGUGUGAUAUCAGCAUUAACCAGGGAGAUAUUUGACUUUGAGUCUUAACCCUGAGUUUUUCAUCUAAAUUUUGUCAAUCCAUUGCAAGUAGUAACAAGUUGCCUGUUCAGAAUCAAUUCUCAAAAUCGUCAAAGUCUGACCUGUUUCCCCGGUACAUGAAAGUACACAUUCUAUUACUAGAUAAUGAGAACAUUGUUUUUGUUUCGUCAUAAAUCAGUUUUACACCAUAUGUCAGCAGCUGACA